AUGAUCACGGUGAAGGCAAAAAGACAGGGCCUGACGGUGUUUGUGAGUGUGCCGGCAGGGUCCGGGGUGGGGGAGCUGAAACAGCGGCUGACAGAGAUGGUGAACAGUGCGGGCGGACUGCAGUUGAACGGCGAGCCUGUGGGGCUGUCGCAAACAGAUGUGGAUGUGCCAGUGCCGUCGUUCGAGGAGGGCGAGGAGGCGGCCGAGAGCGAGGAGGCGGAAGAAGGAAGAGAGAAAGUGACCGCUGAGGGAUUGCGGAUUGCAGUGCUGGACGACGAAGUCCGCGAGGUGGACGAAUUGGAGCUGCACGACGGGCUGGCGGUGGCCUUUGCGUGGGGGGAGGAAGAGUUCAGCGUGGCACAACCGCAGGAAUAA
Molecule: messenger RNA, 375 nt
Organism: Ogataea polymorpha
Lineage: Eukaryota; Fungi; Ascomycota; Pichiomycetes; Pichiales; Pichiaceae
Exons: 1
Coding region: 1-375 (124 amino acids)
Source: RefSeq, a predicted model, not a curated record